AAAUUCAGAUACGGAGAGAGGAAGCUCUCGGCGGCACGGCUCGCGAGCCGGGGGAAAGCCCUGGGCUGAGCUCGGCGCGGUUCGGCCCAGUCCAGGUGUGGCCGGCCACGCCCCCACGUCAGGCAGCUGGUAGGAGUGAAUCAGACGAAUGGGAAAUCUACAGCAGCAGGGAGGGGGAAAGGGCCGAGCCGCCGGCCGCGUUAACAUAGACUGAAAGUGCUGCGGUGACACUCGGCCCUCCAGUGUUGCGGAGAGGCAGAGCAGCGCGGCACCUGUCCGCGCCGGGAGCUGGGACGCGGGCGCCAGCGGCCGGAGCAGAGCGGGCGCCGCCGCGGUGCGCGCCGGCCUCAACCCGGAGGGGACGCGGAGGACACGCGGACUGCGUAGGGAUGAGCGACACUUGUCUCCGAUGUUGGAUAUUUGCUUGGAAAAACGUGUGGGUACGACCUUGCCAGGGAUUGAUUUUUAAAACCUUGCUUUUCCAAGGCAUUUGUCUUUAUACAGCUUUUGGCUCUUACUCAACUGUCCAGGCUGCCCCCAAGUGUAGCUCCAGUGCUGUGAAGUUUCCAGGGUUGGCAGAGGGGACCAUGAAAAUGGACAUGGAGGACACGGAUAUGACUCUUUGGACAGAGGCUGAGUUUGAGGAGAAGUGUACAUACAUUGUCAACGACCACCCCUGGGAUUCUGGUGCCGAUGGAGGGACUUCGGUUCAGGCAGAGGCAUCCUUACCAAGGAAUCUGCUUUUCAAAUAUGCCACCAACAGCAAAGAGGUUAUUGGGGUGGUGAGUAAAGAAUACAUACCAAAGGGAACACGUUUUGGACCUCUAAUAGGUGAAAUCUACACCAAUGAUACAGUUCCCAAGAACGCCAACAGGCAAUAUUUUUGGCGGAUCUAUUGCGGAGGGGAGCUUCACCACUUCAUCGACGGCUUUAAUGAGGAGAAGAGUAACUGGCUACGUUAUGUGAAUCCAGCGCACUCGGCCCGGGAGCAGAACCUGGCUGCCUGUCAGAACGGCAUGAACAUCUAUUUCUACACCAUCAAGCCCAUCCCUGCCAACCAGGAGCUGCUUGUGUGGUAUUGCCGGGACUUUGCCGAAAGACUUCACCACCCUUAUCCCGGAGAGCUGACAAUGAUGAAUCUCACGCAAACCCAGAGCCAUCCAAAGCAGCAGAGCACUGAGAAACAUGAUCUUUGCCCAAAGAAUGGCCCAAAGAGAGAGUACAGUGUGAAAGAAAUCCUCAAGUUGGACUCCCACCCCUACAAAGGAAAGGACUUACACCGUUCCAACAUUUCACUCCUCACUUCAGAAAAGGACACGGAGGACUACAGAAAAAACAGGAGCCCCGAAAUGCCCUUCUACCCUCGGGUGGUGUACCCGAUCCGGGCCCCUCUCCCGGAAGACUUUUUGAAAGCUUCCCUGGCCUACGGGAUGGAGAGGCCGACUUACAUCACUCAGUCCCCCAUCCCGUCCUCCACGACGCCCAGCCCCUCGGCGCGCAGCAGCCCGGAUCGGAGCCUCCAGAGCGCCAGCCCUCACAGCAGCCCUGGGAACACGGUGUCGCCCCUGGCUCCCGGCUCCCAGGAGCACCGGGACUCCUACGCCUACUUGAACGCGCCCUACGGCCCCGAAGGGCUAGGCUCCUACCCGGGAUACGCGCCGCCCUCGCACCUCCAGCCAGCCUUCGUCCCCUCCUACAACGCGCACUACCCCAAGUUCCUCCUGCCCCCCUACGGCAUGCACUGCAACAGCCUGGGCGCCGUGGGCAACAUCAACGGCGGCAUCAACAACUUCGGCCUCUUCCCGAGGCUCUAUCCCGUGUACAGCAGCCUCCUGGGCGGAGGCGGCCUGCCUCCCCCGCUGCUGGCGCCGGCCUCCCUCCCCAGCUCGCUGCCCUCAGAAGGGGCGCGCCGGCUGCUGCCGGAGCAUCCCCGGGAGGUGCUGGUGCCGGCGCCGCACAGUGCCUUCUCCCUCCCCGGGGCGGCUGCCAGCCUGAAGGACAAGGCCUGCAGUCCCACCAGCGGAUCCCCGACGGCCGGCACUGCCGCCUCGGCUGAGCACGUGGUGCAGCCCAAAGCUACCUCAGCUGCCAUGGCCACGCCCGGUGGCGACGAGGCCGUGAAUCUCAUCAAGAACAAAAGGAGCAUGACCGGCUACAAGACGCUCCCCUACCCCCUGAAGAAGCAGAACGGCAAGAUUAAGUAUGAAUGCAACGUUUGCGCCAAGACUUUCGGCCAGCUCUCAAAUCUGAAGGUCCACCUCAGAGUGCACAGUGGAGAACGGCCUUUCAAAUGCCAGACUUGCAACAAGGGCUUCACCCAGCUCGCCCACCUGCAGAAACACUACCUGGUACACACGGGAGAAAAGCCACACGAAUGCCAGGUUUGCCACAAGCGAUUCAGCAGCACCAGCAAUCUCAAGACCCACUUGCGACUCCACUCGGGAGAGAAACCUUACCAGUGCAAGGUAUGUCCUGCCAAGUUCACCCAGUUUGUGCACCUGAAACUCCACAAGCGCCUCCACACCCGGGAGCGGCCCCACAAAUGUGCCCAGUGCCACAAGAGCUACAUCCAUCUCUGCAGCCUCAAGGUCCACCUGAAGGGGCACUGUCCCAUGGCCCCGGCCACCGGGCUGCCCCUGGAUGACCUGACCCGAAUCAACGAAGAGAUCGAGAAGUUCGACAUCAGCGACAAUGCGGACCGGCUGGAGGACAUGGAGGACACCGUCGACGUGGCCUCCGUGGUGGAGAAGGAAAUUCUGGCUGUGGUCAGAAAAGAGAAGGAAGAAACUGGCCUGAAAAUGUCUUUGCAAAGAAACCUGGGGAACGGACUGCUCUCAGGGUGUAGCCUUUAUGAGUCCACUGACCCGUCCCUCCUGAAGUUGCCUCCCAGCAACCCACUACCUCUGGGACCUGUGAAGGUCAAACAAGAAACAGUCGAACCAGUGGAUCCUUAAGAUUUUCAGAAAACAAAAGGUGUUUGGUUUUGUGUCUUAACUUAUGACUGGGCGAGUCAGGGUGCCUGUAGCAAAUGCUUGUAUAUAAUUCCAGUUCCACAAAGCUCUCCUGAUGGCAGGUGGGUCCCCUCACCUCUCUGGAAUUAAAGAAGGAACUCCAAAGUUACCGAAAUCUCAGGGCAUAAAUCAGGCAAAGACAAUAUAUAUACACAUUAUAUAUACUUAAUUACACCCUCAUCUAUAUAUUUGAACCUGUGUAUUUUGAGCAUUUGUGUGAAUAUGUUUGCCUAGCCUUCCCAUUGCUAAGACUAUUGCCGUAAUUAUUUUUUCAGUGAUAAUCCUUCAUAAUUUAUUAUACAAUUUAUCAUUCAAAAAGCAAUAAUUAAAAAAAGAGUUUACAAUGACUGGAAGAAUUCCUUGUAAUUUGAGCUAAAUGUUGUAUUUUUGUCUGGUGGCCAUUCUUUGUAGAUAAUUUCUGCACAUCUGUGUUAAGGACCUACGAUUUAGUCCACAAAUUCAUGGCUUCAGUCAACCUCCCUCUAUAAGAAUGGUUGGCAAAUGAGGUUUUGGUAUUGCCGGAGUUAGGCAGUUGAUGUGUUAAUUCAUAGGAUUGUGUCAUUUGAACAGCAUUGUAUAACUUGGGGGUAUGUGUGCAGAAUUACUCAGUAAUAACUUCAGUAGCAGAAAUAAGAAAGGGAAUCUUGUGUAUUUCUGUAGAUCGUUCAGAUUUUUCCCCCUAGCCACAGAUUAAUGAGAAAGGUGAGAAGAAGGUUUUGCCCAUCUGUCUCCCUCCAGAAAAAUAGGGUCACCCCACCCCCACAGUCAUGUGACCAUUCAGAGUGGCCACGAGCCUUUUGCAUCUAAUGUCUUAUCUGAAAAUGUGAAGAAGACAGUAUGCCAAGUUUAGAACCACUGCAAAAUGUUCCCAAAGCACAGGUGGUUUUGUAUGUGUGAGGUCUGGGGGCAGGAGUCUGGGUGUUUUUGUUGUUGGUCUUUUUUUGUUGUUAUGUCAAAAUUGCACAAACCUGGUGCUCUAGCAGGAAGGAUUUGAGUUAGAUAGGCUCAGGCCACACUUUAAAAACCAAAAAAGAAAAGAAAAGAAAAAAAAACAACCAGAAAACGGGUAUUCUCGUUAUCUUAGGGUCAAAGCGGGUAAUGAACAUUCCUAUCUCCAACACAUCAAUGGUAUUUUUUUUCUGUGCAACUCAGAUUUUCCUCAGUGUUCGUGUUUUUACAGUUUAUGGUUAAUUUAAUUGCAGAAGAAAGGGCAUUGCAAAGUUGUUCAACAACAAUUACCUCAUUGAGUGUGUCCAGUAGUGCAGGAAGUGAUGGCUUCUCUCAUGAUUCGCAACUCUAGACGAGAAAGCAGAGUCAGAAAGACAGAAUGUGUCCCAUUGUGUCUUCUCUGCUAAGCCCAAAGAUGACACGUUGGCAUUCAAGGUGUAGCGAAGAAUGGUGUAUAUUUAUAAAUCUAUUUAUACCAUUAUACCAUGUGUAUAUAUAAUAUAUUUAUAACCACUUAAAUUGUGAGCCAAACCAUGUAAAAGAUCCUACUUUUCCUAAUGAAAAAAAAAAAAAAAAACACCCUUUCUGAGACUUUGCUUAACUAGCACUCAACCUCACAAUCAAAUUGGUGAGCUUGGGCCCCCCCUCCUCCACUAUUGGAAGAGACCCUAAAACCUUGGUGCAGAGAUGGGGAGCACGUAACAACCAGGGAGAAAGAGAGAUACCAUUUUUUACUAUGAAGGGCAAUCUGAGAUGCCUGUAUUUUUGUUUUGCCUCAUUGUCAUGAUGUGGUUACGUCCAAGUCCCGGAAAUAAAAAUCCCAGCACCACUGCAGCUUUUCUCUCUCGUCCUCUUCCUCCUUACUAAAUAACUGGUGUAUUGCCCAUCAGUGAGGUUUAUAUAUUCAGCAUUUUGUUCCGUGGUAACUAAUAUCAACCUGCAGAAGAGAACAACAAAUUUAGGAUAAGCCAGGGAAACCCAAAAGCCUUACUGGUCUGUUCCUUUAAUGAAACUGACAGUUCUUUAUGUACCAGUGUUUGACAGACAGUCCUUAAUUGUAGGUAAACCAAAGCAUCACAGUCCAACAUUGAUACCAAAUACUUUCUAUUCCCAACAGCUCAUUUGUUCUCUUUUUCCUUUUUGUGCUUCCUCAUAUGUGGGAAUUUUUACUGAGACCUUCACAGUGGCUUGAGACUUUCUGAUUCUCUUUACCAUCUGACUUUCCCUCUGAGGCCUCUUACAUGUGAAUGUUGAGCCCACAAUCAACAGUGGUUUUAUUUUUUUUUUUCUUCUACUCAAAGUUAAAACUGACCAAAGUUAUUGGCUUUUUACUUUGCUAAAACAACAAACUAUCUUAUGUUUACGAACUGGUUUACAUUGUUAUUUAUGUGCAAAUUGUCAAAAUGUAAAUUAAAUAUAAAUAUUCAUGCUUUA
This is a messenger RNA of Camelus dromedarius (Arabian camel), 5393 nucleotides long. RefSeq names its product PR/SET domain 1 (gene PRDM1). The record is from RefSeq and is a predicted model, not a curated record. Bases 390 to 2954 code for a protein of 854 amino acids. The transcript has 9 exons. Gene Ontology annotation, cellular component: cytoplasm; nucleus. Lineage: Eukaryota; Metazoa; Chordata; Mammalia; Artiodactyla; Camelidae. Gene Ontology annotation, molecular function: protein binding; DNA-binding transcription repressor activity, RNA polymerase II-specific; RNA polymerase II cis-regulatory region sequence-specific DNA binding. Gene Ontology annotation, biological process: cell fate commitment; regulation of transcription by RNA polymerase II.